This is a messenger RNA of Adineta ricciae, 1587 nucleotides long. The record is from the annotation of a GenBank genome assembly. Lineage: Eukaryota; Metazoa; Rotifera; Eurotatoria; Adinetida; Adinetidae.
AUGGCCGAUAAUACCAAAGCUUUAACAAUGCAAAAUCUAAAUCAACACAUAAUUGACUGUGAAUAUGGUGUUCGAGGCUCUUUUACAAUUCGUGCUGCUGAAAUUGAACAAGAAGUCAAAUCGAAAUCUCAUCAAUUUCCAUUUAAUCAUGUUAUUCAACUUAAUAUCGGUGAUGGGUUUGCUAGCGGUCAUCAGAUGCCUAUCACAUAUAUUCGCCAAUUUAUAGCCGGCUGUGCUAAUCCAGCACUCCUGAAUUCUUUUGAAUUUCCAUCAGAUGUUAAAGAACGAGUAGAACGUGUAUUGAAUAUAUGCACUGGAAAAACUUUCGGUUCAUACAGUGAAAGUCCUGGCAUUAAAAUAAUACGACAUGAUAUUGCCAGCUAUAUUCAACAACGAGAUGGAUAUCCAUCGGAUCCAAAUAAUAUUUAUCUAAGUAACGGCGCAGCAGGCGGAAUCGAAACAGUGCUUAAACUUCUUAUGAAUAAUUCAAAGAAACCAUCAGGAAUUAUGAUUCCUGUUCCCCAAUUUCCAUUUUACAGUGCUAUUUUAACGCAAUUUGGAGCUCAUCAAAUUGAGUAUUUUCUCGACGAAGAUAACGGUUGGCCAUUGCAUAUAGAUGAACUAGAGCGUGCGUUAAAUGAGUCAAAAGCUAGAUGUAUACCACGUGGUAUUGUAAUUAUUAAUCCUGGAAAUCCUACUGCGCAUAAACAUAAUUUAUUCUUAUUAGCGGAUGAAGUCUACCAAGAAAAUGUUCACUCAUUAGAUUCCAAAUUUGUUUCUUUCAAAAAGAUACUCAUGGAUCUUGGUUCCCCGUAUAACCAAAUGCAAAUAGCCUCAUUUCAUUCAGCAUCGAAGGGAUGGCAUUGCGAAAGUGGCUUUCGUGGUGGUUAUUUCGAGAUAACCAAUCUUGAUAAAGAUGUGAAAGCGCAAGUAAACAAAUUAGUGUCACUAAGUUUAUGUUCUAACACUUGGGGUCAAGCUGUAAUGGGUGCAAUUGUAAAUCCGCCAAAAGAAGGCGAACCAUCAUAUGAACUUUAUAAAAGAGAACGGUCAAUGAUGACUAAUCGAUUACAAGAGCAAGCGACUCUAAUCAAUGAAUUGUUUAAUUCAAUGGAGGGCAUCAUCUGUAAUCCAGUUAAAGGCGGUAUGUUUGCAUUCCCACGAGUUGAAGUCCCUUGCAAAGCAAUUGAAUACGCGAAGUCAAAGGACAUGACUCCAGAUAAUUUCUAUUGCGUUGAAUUACUGGAAAAUACUGGCAUAUGUGUUCUACCAGGGAUGCGUUUUUACUUGAGUACUUUGCAACCAAUUAUUAAUGAGGUCGGUGAAGUAUUAGGACCAAUUUACCUAUGUCUCAAGGAACCCGACGAACGGAUAAGCGAGAACGUUCGCGCAAAAAUGUUUCAGUCAAGAAAUGUCGUCAUCAAAUAUAGCAAAUCUGGCAAACUCACCAAGAAGACCACCGAUCGAUUGCAACCGCUCGAUAUUGAAAUAAAAUCUUUACCAUGUGUAGUUGGUGAAUCUGUACGCGCUCUAGAAGCUGUACACAUGGUCGUGAAUUGUUUGUAUGUAAAGAAAACUGUAUAUUAA